This is a messenger RNA of Aureobasidium melanogenum CBS 110374, 819 nucleotides long. Its product is annotated as riboflavin-specific deaminase. Bases 1 to 819 code for a protein of 272 amino acids. Gene Ontology annotation, biological process: riboflavin biosynthetic process. The transcript has a single exon. Gene Ontology annotation, molecular function: 5-amino-6-(5-phosphoribosylamino)uracil reductase activity. Lineage: Eukaryota; Fungi; Ascomycota; Dothideomycetes; Dothideales; Saccotheciaceae. The record is from RefSeq and is a predicted model, not a curated record.
AUGGCAAGCCGCGGCGAGUUGCUGUAUCCUGAGGACGAUCGAGAAUUCUUAGAACCUUAUCUCCCUGCGGUUGACCGUGGAUCAACAGAUUCAGCCGUGCCUUUUGUUACACUCACCUUUGCAACAUCACUGGACUCGGCACUAUCUCUGGCUCCUGGUGUUCAGACAGCAUUGUCAGGUCCGCAGUCGAAAGCCAUGACUCACUACCUCCGCUGCAGACACGAUGCUAUCAUGGUCGGUGUAGGCACUGCAAUUGCAGAUAAUCCUAGCUUGAACUGCAGAAUCCAAGGAGUUGGUGGUUAUGGUGGUGAAGGCUUGACCGGUCAGCCUCGACCUGUGGUUAUCGACCCUCAAGGAAGAUGGCAGCUGACUUCUGAAACCAAGAUUCUGAAUCUUGCCAGACAAGGACGAGGUAGAGCACCGUGGAUUGUGACGGCAAAGACACCAAGUGCAGAGAAUGCCAAGUUGCUGGAAGAAGUUGGAGGAUGUUACAUUGUUCUCAGGUCACAAGCACAAACGUCUGAAAGCAAGACAUCGAUUGCUUGGCUGGAUAUACUGCAAACAAUCAAGGAAAGAGGUAUCGAGAGUAUCAUGAUUGAGGGAGGUGGGGUUAUCAUCAACUCGUUGCUGUCGACAGAGAAUGCAGACUUGAUCAACUCGGUCAUUGUGACCAUCGCACCUACCUGGCUCGGUCAAGGCGGUGUUGUCGUGUCCCCACCCAGAUCAGAAAGCAGCAGUUUGCCAGUCGCUCGCCUUCAAAGAACAAAAUGGCAGCAACUUGGCGAUGAUGUGGUUCUUUGUGGAACUUUGAAGGUGUAA